Lonchura striata (white-rumped munia) is the source of this 4559-nucleotide messenger RNA. RefSeq names its product VPS37B subunit of ESCRT-I (gene VPS37B). Gene Ontology annotation, cellular component: ESCRT I complex. The record is from RefSeq and is a predicted model, not a curated record. Lineage: Eukaryota; Metazoa; Chordata; Aves; Passeriformes; Estrildidae. Gene Ontology annotation, biological process: ubiquitin-dependent protein catabolic process via the multivesicular body sorting pathway; protein targeting to vacuole; protein targeting to membrane.
UGCGGGGCCGGGCGGGAGCGGCGGCGGGGCCGCGGCCGGGGCCGGGAUGGCGCUGGACGCGCGGCGCCUGGAGGCGCUGAGUCUGCAGGAGCUCAGCGCGCUGCUGGACGACGAGGAGCAGCUCCAGGACAUGGCCCGCGAGAUGGAAGAGGCCCAAAAUGUUCAGCACAGCAAGGACAUGACUCUUGCCAGCAACCGCAGUCUGGCAGAGGGAAAUCUCCUGUACCAGCCAAAGUUGGAGUCUCUAAAAUCAAAUUUAACUGAGAAAUACCAAGAGCUGCAAGUUCUUUUUGAAGCAUACCAGAUAAAGAAAACAAAACUAGACAGACAAUCCAGUAAUGCUUCCCUGGAGACCCUGCUGGCACUGCUGCAGACUGAGGGGGCGAAGAUUGAGGAAGACACAGAGAAUAUGGCAGAAAGGUUCCUUGAUGGUGAAAUACCCCUGGAUUCCUUCAUCGACGAGUACCAGAGCAAGAGGAAACUGGCUCACCUGCGCCGGGUGAAGAUCGAGAAGCUGCAGGAAAUGGUGCUGAAGGGACAGAGACUCGCUCAGGUUCAGGCGCCGCCGCAGCCGAGGGCAGCCGAGCCCGCGGCAGCCCCCGCCGAUCCCUACAGGGCGGAUGCCAACCCUCCUCCCUCGGUGGUGCCGCGGCGGAUCCCGCCCCCGCCGCCUCCCUCAGGCCCGGCUGGACGCUUCCCCACUCCCUUCACCGCGGCCGUGAGCUCAGGACCAGCUCCCUCCUACCCAGGUGCUCCGUACCCUCCUCUCCCGCCCCGGCCGGGAGCAGCUCAGCCCACGAGUCAAGCGGCACAGCCGGGAUACCCAGCUCAGUUUGUGCCCCCCUAUCCUCCACCUCUGCCCCAAAGACCACCUCGCCUUCCACCACACCCUGGCUUCAUCCUCCAGUAAAUAUUUGGGUGCGCCUGACUUAUGUAUUGGUGCUUAUAUUUCCUUUUCCCCCCAUCAGAGACUUGCUGUAGGCAAUGGGAAGCCUCUGUUCUUUGCACAAUGGAGCACAAAGGCCGAGCUGUGGCACAGAGGUUUGCAGUUGCUUUGCUAAAUGUGAUGUUUGUUUGCAAAGGUCAGUGGUGACAAGGUUUUCCUAGGAAGGUCUAAAUUCUGUAAAUCCAUCAAAUUGGGAAGGCACUCGCAGUGGAUUUGCUGACGUUACAAACCGAGUCACGCUCUGAAUUCCUCAGUGAUGGUAAAUCAGCAUCCUCCUCUGUUCUGAUGUAUUCCCAUGGCAGCUGGAUGUACGUGUGGCACACGGGGAGCUGGUUGUCCCUCUGAGGAAUUCUGUGACAAUGCUGGGAUGGUAACAACCAUAUCUGACUGCCGGGCAAGGGGUGUGCACAGGACCCCCCUCAGCAUCCUUUUGCAUCCAGGGCCAGGUGCACGGCGUUUUCAGAGCUCACUGAGCUGAAACUCCUGUCAGAACACCUUGGGGGGUUUAGGCAGGGAAAAGGACAAGAGUUUCAUUUCUGCAUUUCAGUUGUUACCUUAGUGUGUAAUCAAAGUAGGCACUACUCCCACUCCUAAAUAGCUUGGUACCCUCAAAGUCCUGGUCUCUUGAAAUGCAACUAAACUGUUUGUAGAGCCAGUUUAGGGUUUUAUAGACACUUUACCAGGCAGUUUUAUUUCCUUGCCUGUUAAGACUCUUUCUAAUGGUUGGUUUUUCUCUCCUUUUCCAUACCUUGAAUACAGAAAUGAUUUUUUUACACAGGUGCUUAGCUUUUGCUACCAUGUGAUUCCAGGAAUCUAGGCAGGGUAUUUUCUUAAUCAAAUACUGGAUUUUCACAUGUAAUUGCCCACUUGAAUUUCCACAAUUUAAUUUUAUCCCUUAACUCCGUCUCUCACUUUACAGAGCUACUUUUAACUUUCCCAUUUAGUUUAGUUUUACAGUUUGGGGCAUGUUUAUCUAUCUGGAGUUGGCAGUUAAUGUUUCUCUGCAAAUAGACAAAAAAGAAAAGCCUUUUGAAGUCCAUGGUGGCUGUUUGCAUCUUACAGAAUCUGUUCUUAACUUCUGCCUCUGGAUGGGAGAGGCUUUUUAGGGCAGCUCAGAUUUCACUCUCAAUGUGACUCUUGAAGCCUAAGGUGCAGACACAUGCUGGUAUUUUAAUCCAGCACUGGGGGAGGCAAAUUUUAACACUAGUUGUUUGCACAGAAUGUGUCUGUGAAUUUGUUAUCAAUCAGUAGCUGUCAAAGCCCCUGGUUAUUUCAGUUAUUUUGGUAUCAUUGUGCUGGAAUGCACUACAUUGUUUGGAAGUUUGUACUACAAACAUCAGUCAGAAUAGAAUAUCUAUUUUUUUUUAUGUAAGUCCUGGAUUGUCCCUUAAUCAUUUCCUCUGGAGUGUGAUGGUUAGCAAACACGAAUCUGAAAUUAAGCUCAUAACAGGAAGCUCUUGAUUCUGAAAAUAUGAAUAUGGUCAUUUGGCUUGGUUUGCCUUCUGCAGACAAAGGGCAGAAGGUUGAUCAGUGUUACUGGCAUCUGAACCAAUUCCCCAGUGGAAGUCUGGCAAGUAUUUAUAGAUGGGGCGUUUUGUGAAGCAAUGUGCAUUGGAUUUGUUUGCAAAGUGUGUUUUUUCUGUAAUCUAGUGGUGGUACAGGAUGUGGUUGUUUUUUUUUUUUUAACAGUGUGAUAUCUUUUCUUGGUAUUAUUUUCUCACUGAAGCUUUGUACAAGCAUGGUUAAUUAUGACUCGUUUCAAAGUAACUUUGCUGUGCUGUUAGUGCUGGUAUUUGGGUGGCAGCUGUUGUAUCUGGAUGCUAAACAUGAGUCUGCUGUAGAAAUGGUUUGUGUCCUAGAAAGAAUUAAAGUGGGUGGGGGCUACCAGGGUGGUGUCCGAGUACAGAAAUUCAUACUUUGAGCCUGCUACACAAAAACUCUAAAACACUCCUAAAUCAGUUUUACUAAGAUUACAUUAAAAUAACCAGGUCUAUUUUACACUUAUCAAGUGCCAACUUUUUUUCUGAGAGUUGGAAAUCCUCAGAAGUGAUAGGGGUGAUAGAUAAGUGUAUAGUGAAUUUGCACUGCAUUUUAUGUAUCAGACUUUAUUGGUAUUAGUAGUCCAAAAAUAUUUUUACUACUUGUUAAAUCUUCUGUCUUUUGGUAACUUUUGUGAUAACAAUGACCUUUCAGGGAUACUUUAUCUAAAAACAACCUCUUGUGCACACUAAAUACAGACAAAGCUAAUGCAAUUUUUUUGUCUGAAAGCAAAACAAUGCAUUAUUGCAUAUGCAUGUGGCUGAUGUGCCUUAGGAUCACUACUUGUGAUUGUAAUUCUAGGAUAUUAGCAUUUUUAUCAUUUGAAUGGCCAUUGCUUAACUCUAAUUUAAGGGCUCUUCAAGAGCACUGACUUUUACUAAAAACUAACCCUCAUACUUCAGAAAAAACAGUUGUAUCUGCUAUUUGUAAGCUUAUAGUUGCCUUCACUGAUGGGUAAGUUUGAACAUAGCUGAUGUGACUAAUGUGAUGUUUCAGUUAUUGCAAGCUCAUAACUGAAGUCCAGCUGCUCAUGGAAAAUGUUUUGCCAUUAAUUUUGUGUGUGUGUGUGCACACAAACUGUAAAUAUUUACUUGACUGCUGGUGAUGUUCAAGGGUAAAGGAGAAGAAUGACUGUGGAAAGCUGUUUAAUCCUUUCAGCAACAAACUUGAUGAAACACUAACCUGGCAAGAGCUGUGUCAGUGCUUUCAACCUGUUGCCCUUCAACAGCUUCUCCUGUUCUGUUAUAGCUAAUAAAUUAAUUCUGCUCUGGCUAGGAUGUUUAGAAUUGUACUAAUUUGCACUGUUUAUAAGAUAGAUUAAAAUGCCAUAGGCAAGCUGAGACUUGAGAGGGGGUGGAUCACGAUGCUUGCCAAAAAAAAAAUAUAUAUAUAUAUUAAAAAAAGGAUUUUUGAUGUCUGCUACAAAUAGCAUAUACUUCCCCAAAGCAAUUGGAGUGGAGAAAAAUCCUUUAAAUACAAUGUGUAACACGGCUUUAGAGUGUUGGUAGCAUUGGAAAUGCUCUCUUUGGGCAGCAUUAUUUGUGCCAGUCUUUUGUGUGCAGUUUUGUGAGUUGGGACUUGGAGCUGGGACUGCAGGGAGCAGUUGUGGCUCCUGCCUGGGUCUCCCUGCACUCAGGGCUGCCUCCCAGAGAAGGUGGAGUCGGUUGUUCCAGCACAGCUGCUCCAGACAGGUCACCUCGGUCCUGCAGGAGGGAACAGGAGCUGCCCUGGGAUGCCAGGAGGCACCUGGGCACUGCCUGGUCGAGGUCACCAUCCCCAUUUCUGCCCCCACCUCCACAGCCUCGGGCUCCACCUCUCCUGGGACUUCUCUGCCCUCUCAAACUGGAAUCACAGAGCUCAGACUGAUUCUCUUGCCCUCCCGUGGAGCUCAGAGGGGGCAGAGUCAUCCUGUGCCUGAACAGUUCCUCUGUGUGAUCCCGGACUCUUAAUAAGGGGCAUUUUAUAGGUCGAGCAAAUUGUGAAACAUCCAGUGGAGUUGUUUGCAUAAAAAGUCUUUCUGUUAUCUACUGUGUUCUGAUUUUAAAUAAAACAGCAUAUCUCUUGGUGUCCUGUC